CCGGCGGGGCCUGCUGGGGCCGGAGGACUGAGCCGGCUCGGGCAGGGGGAGGCAGCGCCAGAAGCAGGGUUCAUGUAAUCACAGGAGUUUCUUUGUUGUAUGUAUCUUUUCAGAACACAACAGGAUUUCAGAAUGAAUCAGAUCCCAUCAGAGCCUGCAGUAUCAGUUGAGACAUUGGCUGAUGUACCUGAACAGGUGCUGAAAGGACUUCCUGAGGAAGUGAAACUUCUUCCCUCUGCUGUUGACAAGGCACGGCUUGGUGUCUGGGCAACAAAACCAAUUUUCAAAGGCAGAAAGUUUGGACCCUUUGUUGGUGACAAGAAGAAAAGAUCUCAAGUUAAGAGCAAUGUAUACAUGUGGGAGGUCUACUACCCAAACUUGGGGUGGAUGUGUGUCGAUGCUACUGAUCCAGAGAAGGGAAACUGGCUCCGGUAUAUAAACUGGGCGCGUUCCGGAAAAGAGCAGAAUCUCUUCCCUUUGGAGAUCAACAGAACCAUUUACUACAAAACCUUAAAGCCAAUUGAGCCUGGCGAAGAGCUUUUGGUGUGGUACAAUGGGGAAGACAACCCAGAGAUAGCAGCUGCUAUUGAAGAAGAGAGAGCCAGCAACCGGAGCAAGAGGAACUCUCCGAAAGCGAAGAAAGGGAAGAAAAAAUCCCAAGAGGCAAAAAACAAAGGAAAGAAAGCAGCAAACAAAAAACAGAAGACUGUUUCAGAUAUUACUCCUGAAGAUAUGAGGGACCCUAAAGAAGGCCACAAACAGGAGGAUGCAAGUCCUUCUGUUUCAGCUGUGCUGUCUCUAGAACAGACUGCUGUGAUCCAGGAGAUGGUAAAUCAAGACACGCUUCCAAACUUAGUAAUCUCCAGUCCUGUCAGUGAGCCGCACACAAUGACUGAAGAGAAACAAGAAGCAAUAACGUGCGAAUCUGACAUUCUAGAGGAGAGGGAAGAGCUUGAGGAAAUGGAGGAGGAAGAGGAGGAGGAGGAGGAGGAGGAAGAGGAGGAGGAACAGCCAGAGGAUGAUGAUGAAGAGGAGGAGGAAGAUAUAAACUUGCCAAAAGAAAUCCCUGAGAUAGAGACCAUGUCUUUGUGUGAGGACAAGCUCGAAUCUGUGGAAGAGCAGAGCAGCAUAUCUGAAGAAUCUCCAGAAAGCUCCCCCAAGAAAAAGCCCAUGGUGAAAUUUCCUAAAGUCCAGGAGGAAUCAAAUGGCAAUAUCCAGGGAACUUUUAUGUUCCCUUGUCAGCACUGUGAGAGGAAAUUUACAACGAAGCAGGGACUCGAGCGCCACAUGCACAUCCACAUAUCGGCCAUUAGUCACGCUUUCAAAUGCCGCUAUUGUGGCAAAGCCUUCGGCACACAGAUCAAUCGGCGAAGGCACGAACGGCGCCACGAGGCCGGGCCAAAAAAGAAGCCAUCCCUAUCACUUGCUUCAGCUCCACUGUUGGACGGUGGCACUAAAAGUCGAGUGAUUGCAGAAGAUAGUGUAAAAGAGGAAACUAACACCAAGCAAGACUCGGUGUCCUUGGAGAACGAUAACAUUUCUCAAGUGAAAUCAAACCCUGUUCUUUUUGAAGAGAGCAGGGAACCCAAAGAAAUGCACCCAUGCAAAUAUUGUAGGAAGGUUUUCGGAACCCAUACCAAUAUGCGCAGGCACCAGCGUAGGGUUCAUGAGCGUCAUCUGAUCCCCAAAGGUGUCCGAAGAAAACCGGAAGAACCACAAGUUCCGGCAGAACAAACCCAGCAAGCCCAGAAUGUGUAUGUAGCCAGCACAGACUUAGAAGAGGAGGCAGAGACUGAUGAUGUGUAUAUUAUGGACGUUUCCAGCAAUAUAUCUGAAAAUCUCAAUUACUAUAUUGAUGGCAAGAUCCAGUCCAACAGUAGCACAAGCAAUUGUGAAGUGAUCGAGGUGGAGUCCAGCUCAGCAGAGCUCUACGGAAUAAACUGUUUACUUAGUCCCGUAACGGUGGAAAUAUCCUCAAAUGUGAAGGCCACGCAAACACAUCUGACCGAUGUACCGAAAGAAUCCCCAGUCAUUAGUAACAGUGAACCUAAAAAGCGGAGGACCGCAAGUCCCCCUCUCCUCCCGAAGAUAAAAACAGAAAUGGAGCCGGAGCCGAUAACAUCACUGUGCUCGCUGACGAUUCCUCUUACUAUAUCAACCACUGAUGGCUUAUCUUUUCCCAAAGAGAAAAGUAUUUUCUUAUCGUCAAAGCUGAAGCAGCUUCUCCAGACUCAGGACAAUAAUAAGGUAGUUCCGUCCCCGCCAUCGUCAUCAACUGAAAUCCCCAAGUUGGGACUUCCGGCCUCAUCUCCACUUCCUCUGUCCACAGCCUCAAGCAGGUUCAAAAGGAGAACCAGCUCUCCUCCCAGUUCUCCCCAGCACAGUCCAGCUCUACGGGACUUUGGCAAAGCAAGUGAGGGGAAACCCAUUUGGAAUGAUGCGGCACUAGGGUCAAAAAUGCCCAAGGUAGAAAACCAUAACAAUUCUCCUGUCUGGAGCUUGUCAGGAAGGGAAGAAAAAGAGACCAUGAGCCCCCUUUGCGUAGAAGAAUAUAAAGCAUCAAAGGAUUGGAUGGUCAGUCCUCCGUUCGGCAAUGUAUGCAACCAGCAGCCUUUGGAUUUAUCCAGCAGCGUCAAGCAAAGGUCAAAUUGCAAGAACAGGACCCAGGUUCCUUGGGAAUCGGUGUUAGAUCUUAGUGUGCAUAAAAAGCCUUCUGCCGAUGCCGAGUCCAAGGAUGCAAAGGAGGGUAACUUGGUACAGCCGGCAGGUAGUAGCAUUAAGAAGAAGCCAACCACAUCCAUGCUACAGAAAGUUCUGCUGAACGAAUACAACGGGACUGAUUCAGCCUUGGAAAAUUCAGCAGCUGAAACGAAUCCCAGCCAGAGUGUUGGCAAAUCCACCGAAGCUCCUCCAGGUCCCGUUCUCCAUGCUGGAGUCCAUGUGCCAGCUUCUGAGUUGGGUUCCUGUAGCCCUUCUGCCGAGAAAACUGUACCUCCGGCAUCCACUGUUUCUUCAUGUCAGCUCCCUCCUCUCCUGACUCCCACAAAUUCUCCUUCCCCACCACCCUGCCCCCCUAUGUUAAAGGUUCCCACUCCACCCCCUCCUCUGCUUCCUACCGUCCCUUCACCACUCCCAGAAGAACAUGCUAGCGCCACUCCUAGUUCAUGUCCUUCUCCCCUGUCCAAUGCUACUGCUCAGUCCCCUCUUCCAAUCCUUUCUCCUACUGUCUCAGCAUCACCAGUACCCUCUGUAGAACCUCUUAGUUGUGCUUCACCUGGGCCUCCCAAUCUCUCCUCGUCAUCCUCCUCCUCCUCUUUCUCUUCCUCCUCCUCCUCCCCUUCUUCUUCCUCUUCUUCCUCCUCUUCUCCUUCCCCUCCUCCCCUUUCUGCAGUUUCUUCAAUCCUUUCCUCAGGUGAUAAUGUAGAAAACUCCGUUCCCAUCAUGUCUUUUAAGCAAGAGGACAUGGAGAAUGAACUUCAGCAGCCCAGGGAAGACCCACAUGGUUCCAACGAAACGGAUCUCGUUCAGGAAACCUUUAACAAGAACUUUGUGUGCAAUGUCUGUGAGUCUCCUUUCCUCUCUAUUAAAGAUCUAACUAAGCACCUAUCCAUUCACGCUGAGGAUUGGCCGUUCAAAUGUGAAUUCUGUGUACAGCUUUUUAGGGAUAAAGCAGACUUGUCCGAGCAUCGCUUUUUGCUCCACGGAGUCGGGAACAUUUUUGUUUGCUCUGUCUGCAAGAAAGAAUUUGCCUUUUUAUGCAAUUUGCAACAGCACCAGCGAGAUCUCCACCCUGACAAAGAAUGCUCCCACCAUGAAUUUGAAAGCGGGACUCUACGGCCACAGAACUUUACAGAUCCUAGUAAGGCAAACAUUGACCAUAUGCACAUUUUACCCAAUGAUUCCACUGACCCAACUAAGGAAGAGGAGGAAGAUGAAGAACUCAAUGACUCUUCUGAAGAGCUUUAUACCACCAUCAAAAUAAUGGCUUCGGGGGUCAAAUCUAAAGAUCCCGAUGUCCGUAUGGGGCUCAAUCAGCACUACCCGAGUUUUAAACCCCCUCCAUUCCAGUAUCACCAUCGCAAUCCUAAUGGGAUUGGAGUCACUGCCACAAACUUCACCACUCACAAUAUUCCGCAAACUUUCACCACUGCCAUCCGCUGCACAAAGUGUGGGAAGAGCGUGGACAACAUGCCCGAAUUGCACAAACACAUCUUAGCGUGCGCUUCAGCCAGCGACAAGAAACGGUAUACGCCGAAAAAGAAUCCAGUGCCGUUAAAACAAACAGUACGCCCCAAAAAUGGAGUCAUCCUUCCGGGUCCUGCAAGCAAUGCUUUCAGGCGCAUGGGUCAACCCAAAAGACUCAGUUUCAGUGUUGAGAUGAGCAGAAUGUCAUCCAACAAACUUAAGCUAAGCGCCCUGAAGAGGAAGAACCAACUUGUCCAGAAAGCAAUAUUGCAGAAGAAGAAGUCUCAGCAGAAGGCGGAACUGAGGAACAGCACAGUAGAGCCCAGCGCUCACAUCUGCCCCUAUUGCAACAGAGAAUUCACGUACAUUGGAAGUUUGAACAAGCAUGCCUCCUACAGCUGUCCCAAAAAACCAAUUUCCCCAUCCUCUAAAAAAAACACUAAAAAGAAGAGCCCCACUUCCUCCUCCAGCAGUGACAAAAGUGGAAACCAGCGCAGACGGACAGCAGACGCAGAGAUCAAGAUGCAAAGCUCGCAGGCUCACUUGGGCAAGACUAGAGCUCGGAGCUCUGGACCCGCACCAGUUCAGCUGCCAUCAGCAUCCUUCAAACUGAAGCAAAAUGUUAAAUUUGUACCGCCUGUUCGGUCCAAAAAACCAGGCAUGACCUUGGCAGCCAGGAACGGCAGCCCCGUCAGAGUGGCCAAAGUGACUUUGGCAGAUGGCAAAAAAGCAAAAGGGAUCUCGAAGAACGGUUCCUCUGGACUCUCAAGCAAAACGUCCCGCAAACUGCAUGUCCGAAUACAACGGAACAAAGUGGCCCUGGCCAGCAAGUCGUCGUCAUCGAGCAAAAAAAAGGCCAGUCGAUUUAACACGAAGUCGAGAGAAAGGACCGGAGGACCCGUCACCCGGAGCUUGCAGCAGGCAAGCAGUGCAGACUUCCCAGAGAACAAGAAGGAAGAAACUAGCACAAAGCAGGAGUUAAAAGAUUUCAGGAACCUCCUGUAGCAGUAAAACAGACUUUUGAAAGGAAGUUCCUAACCGGCGAAGCUUGAGGCGUUCCGCACUCGGCUUCAGCAGGCAAGCGCUGCGGCCACAGCAGCCCAAUAAGCCAGGAUUGCAAGAACAAGCCAGAGCCGACCACUCCUCCCCUUCCAAGGCAGCAGAGACUGCUCAGGCCGGAGCUGUGUCUGGCCACGCUAAAGGAGUACUUGGCUGCAGAGAGAGAGAAAGAGAGAGGGAACACGGUGUCCCACCCCAUCUAAAAAAAAUUUUCUGCCAAGGAAGUUCAACGAGCGAAACUUGAGUGGAUCUUGCUACAGAUUCCAUAGCUCGUGCUUCCACUUGUUGCUUUUUUUUCCUGAUGGAAGAGCAUGGGAAAGCGUGAAGAAUGGUGUAUCCCCCAGAGUAUGCAAAACCAGCUCCUUCUCUCCUCGGAAGCUCCCAGUAUGUUCCAGGAUGACACAUUAACUGCACUAAAAAAAAAAAGUGGGGUGGUUGUUGGGGGGUUUUUUUGGUUGCACAUCAAGUCACUGAAAAGCCUUUGUGUUUUAAACCGCAAGAACGUUUGCAUGGAGGAAACUUCCUCGUCUCCAAACUCUUCCACCGGCAAGUGCCAGGGUAGAGUUAGAUUGGGAACCAGACCUGGACGUUGCUGUAACUUUCCCCAAGGAUGUGGGGAUGCCGGAAGGGGCGGGGCGGGGGGAAGAGAGAUUUGUUUAGCCUGCCUCAUGGCCUCCAUUUCUGAAAUCUCUAAAAGCAGAUGUUGUCAGCAGGUUAUUUGUUAAGGAACUGUUCACCGUAUAAAACAUGUAUAGCACAACGAGUCUACACAGAUGAAAUGAUCGUUGAAUUGGCGGAUGUAUCUGUACCUAAUAACUUAAGAGCUACAAAUUUUUCCUAGUUGGUAAGCAAGAUUUACUUUCUGGAAAUUUAAUAGUUUUCACACACCUUUUUGAGUGAACUAGACAUCAAUCCAGUUGGCGAAGAAAAGCAGCUAGUUUUAUUUGUGCUCCCCCCACCACCAUUUUUACUUUAUCGUAUUUUAUUUGUUCUUGACUUUUAAAAAAAGUAAUCUACCUCUUAAAAUUUGUAGUUUUUAAUAUUGUUUGGUGAAUUUGUGCCACUUUAACACCCAUCCUUUUCAUUAUCAUUCCCUAGGGGUUUGGGGUUUUUUUUUCUGUUUAUGAUUAAGAUUUUUUUUUUUGGUUCAUGGGGACUCUUAUGUCAAACUAUUGUAUAAAGCAUUUGUAGCAAGUUUGAAAAAAAUAAAAUAUUUAAAAUUA
Messenger RNA from Eublepharis macularius, 6467 nucleotides. RefSeq names its product PR/SET domain 2 (gene PRDM2). Gene Ontology annotation, cellular component: nucleus. The coding region runs from base 100 to 5190 and encodes 1696 amino acids. Gene Ontology annotation, biological process: regulation of transcription by RNA polymerase II. Gene Ontology annotation, molecular function: DNA-binding transcription factor activity, RNA polymerase II-specific; histone methyltransferase activity; RNA polymerase II transcription regulatory region sequence-specific DNA binding. The transcript has 9 exons. The record is from RefSeq and is a predicted model, not a curated record. NCBI's taxonomy places the organism in Eukaryota, Metazoa, Chordata, Lepidosauria, Squamata, Eublepharidae.